CUCAAGGGACUGGGACUGAACAGAAGGUCAUGUGAGUAUAAGGUCAGCUGACUCCCUGAAAAAUUGAAUAUCACUUUCAGCACAUUUCAUGCUAAUGCGAACGUUUUUGAUUUGUUUGUUUGUUUUUUGCACCGACAAUACUUCUACACGGCUCUAACUGAAUACAUGAAUUAUUUUGAAGCUACCUCUAGUCCAUCCUGUAAAGCAAGUGCAUGGAUGAAGACUGAUCAGGAAGUCUGUUCCUUACAAAUCAAAACUCCCAGAGUAGCCAGUGACAACAGGAUUUUGUUGUCAAGGUAACAUCAUGUGAAAGGGGGUUAGUGCUGUUCAGUUCCUGUUCAUGGGAUCUGGAGCCUUUUUAGACUCUCACGCAAUCACUGACGUCACUAAAGUCUUCAGGAGGCGGACUGGAACUGGGCCCAGUGUCUCUAGUGGUGCUGCUGUUACUGUUUUACUGUGACAUGUGACCUCGGAUCAUUUUCUGAAUCCUUCAGUUCAAUUGAUUGUUUCGUGAAGUGGAAACAGCGCCACGCUGCCGUUAGUUUCCACUCAGUGGUCAGAUUCAGUACUGCAGCUCCGCCGGCCUGUUGUUUAUUACAAAUUGCGCAUGCGUAAUGAGAUGAAUGGCCGCUGCACCUGACGGCCCACCAGGAAGUGUGGCGAACAAAUCCUCUGCCGUUAAUCCCUGCUCGGUACGGUAACCGGAGGAGGCUGGGACAGUAGCAUGCUCACCGGGCCGGAGCGCUCAGUCUGACCGUCGGGACCGUCUCCGCUCCGGGAUCGGCCUCCGGGGCCGUCCGUCUCCCCCCUCCCCCCCGUCUGUCGGGCUCCAGACCCCCGCUGCUGCUCAGCUCAAGCUCCGUGAAGCUCAGUGAAGCUCCGUGCACGUCCACCCUGACUGCAAUGGGAUGCUGCGGUAGUACGGAGAGGACAAAGAGAGAAUGGAGACCGCUGGAGGACCGGAGCUGCACCGACCUGCCCUGGUUUCUGCUCUUCACCGUCUUCUGCGUCGGCAUGGGCAGUAUCUGCAGCUUCACCGUUGCCACAGGCGGAGCCUCUCGCCUCGUCUUCGGGUACGACAGCUACGGCAACACGUGUGGUCAACGCAACGAGCAGAUCGAAGGCGUCCGGCUGAGCGGCCUCGACCACACCGACAGGAAGUUCGUCUUCUUCUUGGAUCCCUGCAACAUCGACAUUGUCCAGAGGAAAAUCAAGUCCAUGGCCCUGUGUGUGUCCCUGUGUCCCACCGAGGAGCUCAAGACCUACCAGGACCUCAAGAGGUUCGCCAUGUCCAACGGCUCUGAACUUUGUUCCUACGAGUUAGCAGGUCACAAAUAUCCUGGACUCCCAGAGAGGUUCAGCAAGUGUCCCAAACUUCCUGUUCCACCCAGUAAGCCGUUGCCGGUGUUUAACCGCUGCACCCCGGUGGACGUGUCGUGCUACGCCAGGUUUGCGGAGGCUGUGGUGACGUUUGUCGGAGACAACGGCGUCCUCCACCGUCUGAUCGCAGGCGUGGCCGCCAGUAAAGAUGUCAUCAUCGGACUGUGCGUCCUCGCACUCGUCCUCUCCAUGAUCCUCAUGGUGAUCAUUCGCUACAUCUCCGCCGUCCUCGUCUGGAUCCUUACUGCGCUGGUCGUCCUGGGAUCCCUGGCGGGGACCAGCGUCCUCUGGUGGCUCUAUGUCGACCACCGGCUCUACGGCAAUGACACGUCCUCCAAAGGGAAGGAGGAGGCAAAGGAGGAGGUGGACAUCAGGAGGGACAGUGGACAGGCGCUGCUCGUCUACGCCGCCGCCGCCACCGUCUUCACUGUCAUCCUGCUGCUGCUGAUGCUCUUCAUGAGGAAGCGAGUGGCUCUGACCAUCGCUCUGUUCCAUGUGGCUGGAAAAGUCUUCAUCCACCUGCCGCUCCUCACCCUGCAGCCCUUCAUCACCUUCCUCGCCCUGCUGCUCUUCUGGCUCUACUGGGUCCUGGUGCUGCUCUUCCUGGGGACCACAGGGAACCCGAUCCAGAACGAGGAGACAGGGCUGACAGAGUUCAGGCUGACAGGUCCUCUGCAGUACCUGACCUGGUACCACGCCGUAGGCCUCGUCUGGAUCAGUGAGUUCAUCCUGGCCUGUCAGCAGAUGACUGUGGCCGGAGCCGUGGUCACCUACUACUUCACCAGGGACAAGAACCGGCUCCCGGUGACCCCAAUCCUGUCCUCAGUCCUGAGGCUGGUCCGGUACCACCUGGGCACCGUCGCUAAAGGAUCCUUCAUCAUCACAUUGGUGAAGAUCCCGCGACUCAUCCUCAUGUAUGUCCACAACCAGCUGAAAGGAAAGGAGAACGCCUGCGCUCGCUGUUUGCUGAAAACCUGCAUCUGCUGCCUGUGGUGUUUGGAGAAGUGCCUCAACUAUCUCAAUCAGAAUGCCUACGCAGCCACAGCCAUCAACAGCACCAGUUUCUGUACGUCAGCACGCGACGCCUUCGUCAUCCUGGUGGAAAACGCUCUGCGCGUCGCCACAAUCAACGCGGUCGGAGACUUCGUGCUCUUCCUGGGGAAGAUCCUGAUCGUGACGUCGACAGCGUUCGCCGGAGUCCUCCUCCUGAACUACCAGCGGGAUUACGCAGAGUGGCUGCUGCCGCUCAUCAUCGUGUGUCUCUUCUCCUUCCUGGUGGCUCACUGCUUCCUGUCCAUCUUUGAGAUCGUGGUGGACGUCCUCUUCCUCUGCUUCGCCAUCGACACCAAGUACAACGACGGCACUCCAGGGAAGGAGUUCUUCAUGGACAAGGCUCUGAUGGAGUUUGUGGAGAGCAGCCGGCGGCUGGAACGUGCUGUGGAACGUGGGCGUAGCCGGGUGAAGGAGGUGGUGUCAGAGGGGGCGGAGAUGAAGCCCAUGGUGAGUGACAGCAGCAGUGGAGGGGGCGCGUCGAGGCGGAGGAGCUCAUUGCAAGAGGCAGCUUUGGGGGUGGGCCCAGAAGUGGGCGGCGGGGAGUGGGAGGAGCUUCAGGAGUUCCAGGUGUACUACCUGCUGGUGGGGGUGCUGGUGGACUGGGUGCUGACAGAGCAGAGCGACUUCGUCCUCUGCCUCAGCGAAGACGUAGUCUUAUUCCUCUGCGUCUACCUGCCCACCUCCACCCUCUUCCUGUUCGUCAGCCUACUGCACACGCCAAGCCCCGCCCCCUCCACCACACCUGCCAUUAAACCCACCGCCGUCACCGCCAAGCACUAACGCUCACCUGCUAACUGAUGCAUGCUGACUGGACGAACACUAAUGCAUCAUCACCGUCAUCACCAUCACUGACGUCUCUGUUAUCCAUUAUUUUUGUACUUUUCUAUAUUUUCUAUUUAAAGUUUUUUUUUCUAACCGUU
Molecule: messenger RNA, 3353 nt
Organism: Mugil cephalus (flathead mullet)
Lineage: Eukaryota; Metazoa; Chordata; Actinopteri; Mugiliformes; Mugilidae
Gene: slc44a1b
Product: solute carrier family 44 member 1b
Exons: 15
Coding region: 904-3213 (769 amino acids)
Biological process (GO): transmembrane transport
Cellular component (GO): membrane
Molecular function (GO): transmembrane transporter activity
Source: RefSeq, a predicted model, not a curated record